AUGUCAACGUCAACGUCCCUCCGACUGUCCCUGGUAGUGCUGGUGGUGCUGGCUGCCACCGUCGCCCAGGCCGCCAUCCUGACGCGUGCCAUCGAGGCGCAGAAAUCGUUGGUCGAGCGCGAGGAGCAGAUGCUCGACCAGGCGAAGCAGCAAAUCCAGCAGAAGGCGCAGGACGCGUACGACGUUUCCCGCGGUGCCGUGUCCAGCGUGGCCGACCAGCUGCGCUACGUUGUGAUGUAUCCGUGGCGCAUGGCCAAUGAGGCGCUGGAGAAACCGAAACUGUACGCCAAGUACCUGCUCUCCAAGGUGCCACCGGUGUUAAGCGCGGAGGUGACGACGCCACCACCCACGACGGUCGCGCUGACGGAGGACACGGAACCGGAAGUCGAACCGACCAGCGAGUCCAACCGGUUGCCCCUGCUGGUGUCCAGUUUGCAGUCGCUCUUCAACGGCGACACGACCGAGGACGAUCUUCCACAACCAAAUCCAUACGUUGAGGUGAUCGAGAUCAAAUAUCAGGGACCCAAGGUGGUGUCUUCGCAAACCCCGGAAGAGUUGCUGCCCCUUGCCGAAACCGAGGACGUUGAGCCAACCAGGGAUGUUCUGCUGGCAUAA
This is a messenger RNA of Anopheles coustani, 615 nucleotides long. RefSeq lists its product as uncharacterized. Lineage: Eukaryota; Metazoa; Arthropoda; Insecta; Diptera; Culicidae. The record is from RefSeq and is a predicted model, not a curated record. The transcript is spliced from 2 exons. Bases 1 to 615 code for a protein of 204 amino acids.